AUGAAUAUAUUAAAGGGAAAAAGAAUUAUCACAACAUGUUUAUCGAAUUUUGAAAGAAGGGGAGGUGGCGGGAAAAGUAACAUCUGUGCAUUCCACACCAAGGGAAAGUGGAAGAACAAAAAAAUAAAAGGUGUAGCUGAUAUCAAUAAGGGGACAAACAUUUUAAAAAGUUUAUGUAAUAAAAACAUUAUCAAUCAUUUGGACCCUAUAAGUUUAAUUGAAAAUCUGAAAUACGUAACUGAGUAUAUUGUAAGCGAAGAUGUCAUUAGGAAUUAUCUAAACAGAGUAAAACUCCUAAACGAACAAUGGAGCCUUAACAAAAUAUAUUUCAUUCUAAAAACUGUUGUGAAGUAUAACCUUCGCGAUGUUGUCCUGAUGAACAAGCUGGAAAAGACUAUUAACGAGUUAGUUCCACUGUGUCAAGAAAACAAGGCAGAAAAAGACCCUUUUGAAAAUGUGUAUAUUGUGAGGAUAUCCUACAUCCUACAUGCGUUCUGUCAUUUCGGGUAUGAAAAUUGUGAAGUAGUGAAAACCUUAGUAAACAUUUUAAACACCAAGUUGGACUACAUCAUUUUUCAUAGCAACUAUGUGAGUCCAGUGUUUAACGAUUGUUCUCUGUUAUGUGAGGAAAACGGCCAAUGUGUUGUGAGCGGGGGUGCCUCACAUUCCGCGUUACCCAUGUUGGGUGACACAACCUGUGGCGAAGCAAGGGGCAAUGUAAACACAGUUGAGGUCAGCCAUAUGUUCGACAUGAUUGACCCGUCUUACGUGGAUGAUGAGAGUGGGGUGCGUGCCAACCCGUGUUCUAACCCCGACGUGGAAUGGCCAAGACGCGGAGAAGUCUUUGUGAGGAACAUAAACUUCAACGAGAUCUACCUCAUUGUGAACACCAUGAAGGGCUCGAAGCACACAAAUAAGGUCUUCCAAAACAAGCUCAAAUUUCUGUUUUAUUUUAACUGCAUAAACUUAGACAGGGGGAAUGAUAGCCACUACAAAUAUGUUACCCUUCUCUUCCAUUUCUUUUACGAAGCGGCUGACAUGCAUCUGUCAAACAUUAUGAAAUAUUUUCUAGCAAAACAUGCAGAUAUGAACAAUGUGCAUGAUCUGGUUUUAACGCUGGUCACGGUUUACUACGGGGGAAUGGAAAAAAAAGGGAACCUGAGCAGUAUGAGUACAAGCGAGAAAAUUCCAGGGGACAGGGCAGUUCACAACGAAGCACAUCUUAACAGUACAAAUAGAAAAAACCUGAAAUAUACGCAAAGCGAUGAUAUAAUUAGCAUCAUAGAAGGCAUUCCUUUUAUCUCUAAUGGGAAGAAGCAAAAAUUGAAGGCGAUUCUGCAGUACGUGGAUGAGCACAGCAGUGUUAGAAGUAAGAACUUUGUCGAUAUUGUAUACGAAAAAGUUUUACACGUGUUGAGGCGUAAAUAUGAAGAGGAAGAAUUCGAAACGGAAGAAGCUGGUGACCCUAAGUUGUUGCAAAAUGUUGAAAGAACGAUGAAAAGGAGAGCAAAUGCAGCUUCUGCAUCCCGAAGUAAUAAAUCGAGUGAAUUACAAAGCUUAACCGAGUUGGUCAAAAUUCGCAUCUUCACAUUUGGAGAAGUAGAUUCUUUAUUUUAUUUGUACUUAAAAAAUAAUGUGCACCUUUUUAAUAUAGAUGCGGUACUGAACAUAAUGAAGAGCUUUAUUUUUGUGUACCAAAUGCAGAAUGAGUUGAGCAAAAACUACCAUAGGGUACAUCUAAGUGAUAGAUAUACAAAUGUUGUAAGAAACAAUUUAGGCAAUCUAACAAGUAUGAUCAUUCAAAUGAUUAGCUGCAUGUCCUUGGACAAACUUUAUUCCUUAUGCAGUUUGAAAGAUCUGAGCAUGCUGCUUUAUUUCUUCUACCAAAUAGGUAAUAUUUUUGUGAACCCAAUAUUUGAAGAAUUGUACUUAAAAAAGGUACAAAGUUAUGUAGACAGUAUUGUAAUUACCAAGUUGAAGUUACUUCUGGGUGAAGCAAGACAGGAUGAUCACUCCCAAACUGGCGUCAUCGCAGAUGUGUGUGGGAAAAAAACAGAAGGAGCAUGCAGUGUGAAGACGAGACAGAAUAGCACACAACCUAGAUUACACACAAAUGCAACAUAUUCGAGUGAGAAAAAAGAAGUACUGCAUAAUCGUGGGAGUGACAAACUUGGCGGUGCCAUGCAAAACUCCCUUAACAUACCAAACGGUGGGGAGAAUGAAAGAAAAGACACUGAUGGAUUUUUGCCAAAUGUGCAUUUCCCAAUUAGCGAGUACGAGGAACAGGGCGAUCCAAUUGACGCCCACAUUUUACUGCUGAAUAUGUACAGCAAAAGGGGACAAAACAAAAAUAUAAUUCAUAUGUUGUUGGAGAUAUUGAAUAGGCGCCAAGUAGGAAGGAAAAUAAUGCCUUGCACAAUUUACGUAAAUUUACUAAAUUCCUUUGCCAAACUGAGGUACAGAAAGUUGGAUUUAAUCGACACCUGUUUACACAAAAUUAGUGAACACUCGGGGGAGUUGCAUUUUUUCGAGUACACGAAUUUGCUCAUCUCCCUAUCCAAGCUUAACGUGUUUGCUGUUAAUCUGACUAUGUACGAUGGAGUGUUUUCCCCUCAAGAUGAUCGUGCCCGCCACUGCACUUAUCAGGAGGAGACAAACAGCAUUUUCCUAAAUGAGUACAACGCUGAGGGAACACAACAAUUGGGAGGGGCAAAAAUUGUCCAGAAUUUAAACAAAAUUUUGAAGCAAAUAAAUGAAAGUAUAAGCAACUUUGUUGCCAUCCCAAAUUACAAAAUGGCCAACGUCAUACCAAACAUGCUCAGUAGUUAUACAGUUGUGGGGUUUGACAAAAUUGAUUUUAAAAAUUUGAAUAAACUGUUGGAGUGUUUGCACGAUUAUGUAUUUGGUUACUUCGGAGAAGGACGACUGAGCGAUUUUAGGGGUAGUCCAAGACAUGAUAAAAAAGGCGCUGUUGGCGACACCCAGCUGCAUGAGGACGCAGCUAAGGGCAGUGAACACUCAUAUUUCUACCAAGACAUUCUCACCUGCAUGAAUAAUCCACUCAGAAAAAACCAUUACUGGUACUUUAGUGAAAAAAACAACGUCAUUGUUAGGAAAAGAGACACAAAUGAAACGCUGUAUCUUCCAAUUCAGUGCUUGUACCAAGUGUACGUUUUUAAUGUCUACUUCAUGGCGUACGUGCAGAGCGUAUUUAGUUCUUACGGAUGUGGCAAAGUGGGCUUAGGGGAAUUACCAAAUGGGCAGGCACUAAUUGGCCAAUCUGGUGGAGAAAACAGCUCAUCAAGCCUUCCACACAGUACAAAUUUAUUUUUAAAAAACAGCUCAGUUGUUAAAGAAGCAGAAGCGUCCACCCAUUUAAGCGAACGCAGCAAAUGCAUCCUAAAUAACAUUACUUUUUUUGUCAAGUAUAUAAACAAUUUUUAUAAAAAGAAAAAGUAUGAAAGGUACAAUCUUUGUACGCAGUUUGUGCACAGCUGUGAGGAUAAGGCAGCCUCAAACGAGCAGCUAAUUGAUUACGUAAAAAAGUGUCGCAUGCAAAUGAAGAAGGACAUUUCGAAUGUGCUUUCGUCCAGUUUUCACAGAGAGGUCUUGUCCACGCUGCUUUCACUGGGCUUCAAAAAUGUGCAGUGCGAGGUCCCAUUCAUGGAUGGAAUAUACACAGUGGACAUCGUCAUUAACAAUGCGGUAUGCAUAGAAAUUAACGGAAGCAACCAUUACUACUAUGACAACAACUUGAAAAGGUCAGGUGAAAAACUCGAUGCCCUAAACCUGAUAAAGUAUUACUUGCUGAGCAAAAAGUAUAAAUUAAUUUUGGUCUCUUACCUGGAUUGGAAUAAUCUAAAAAGUGCUGAGGAGAAGAAGGACUACUUGGUGAAAAGGAUCCACACAUAG
Molecule: messenger RNA, 3912 nt
Organism: Plasmodium fragile
Lineage: Eukaryota; Apicomplexa; Aconoidasida; Haemosporida; Plasmodiidae
Exons: 3
Coding region: 1-3912 (1303 amino acids)
Source: RefSeq, a predicted model, not a curated record